GAGCCGGAUUCAUCCAGUGAUCGACCUAAACAUCACGAUUCCGAGUGGUCCUGGGGUUUUGCCAGGGCAAUAGUAUAAUUUGAUACCGCUCCCGUUCUUACUUCCGCGAGUAGUUGCUUCAACAAGCUUGUGACCUCGCCCAUGUUCCCUUCGAGUCCCCGCAGACGCUCCUCGACAGAUUGCUGGUACAUUGAUAGCUUGGUUUCGAGCUCUGACAAGCGUUCCUCGACAGUGAGCACCGGCGCCUCUUCCUUCUCAUGCACCCGCACAAGAUCGUGGUCGUAGAACGAAUGUCCGUCCAACUUCGUGUCGCCUUUCGCAUCGCAUCCGGAGCAGAUGAAGCUGGGUUCUGGGCACUGGACACAAAACCAGCAGGGUUGUACGACGGCUUGCUUGCACAGGCGGCACCGAGCAGGCGGAGUCGAGCUGGCCAGGAGAACUCGCGCUUGUCCAACAGCUGCCUUCGCGGCCCGAUACGUGUUUCCGAACUGCCGUCUAUGCAGCACAUGCCGGACUUUGAGCAGGUCGUGGUGCGGCAAGUGUGGUUUGUCCAUGUCUUCUCGCAUCACCCGUCCAGCAAUGCAUUCUUCAACUUCGUGCAGGUCGAUCGUAUUCCAUUUGUUGUUCUCCUUCGUCUGACACUCCAGACAGAUAACGCGCGCGCCGCCGAUGACGGUGCGGCAGGUGUCACAGAUGCUGAACCGGUGGCUGACGAUGUGACGGUACUCUUGUUCCACGAGUGAGUGAUAGAAUCGCGAGUCGGCAGAGAUGGUCCGUAGGGGAUAUUGGUUGUUCCUCCGCCACUCCGGAUCGACAGCUUCACAAA
Molecule: messenger RNA, 826 nt
Organism: Mycena citricolor
Lineage: Eukaryota; Fungi; Basidiomycota; Agaricomycetes; Agaricales; Mycenaceae
Source: the annotation of a GenBank genome assembly